CCAGGCCCGUACGGGGUCCAAUCAACCUCUUAUGCAGUCAUGCUGGGUACAGUCACUAGGAAACCUAGUGGGCUACAACAGGGGAGUAGCUGGGACUGCAGUAGACCAGAGCCGGCCUGAAAGGCAAAGGCAUUUCUCAACUGGAAUUCAGGCCAUGAAUACAUAUUACAUGAAAUUUCUUAAUUAUCAGAGGUAUCAUGAACCAAGCUGAGCCCACGAGCUGGAGACGGUUAGCCACCUCAUUCUCUGGGUGCAGACCUAGUGCAGAUAAUCGUAAAACUGGGUACACAGUGGGGCUAAGAAGGUGGCUCAGCAGGGAAGGUGCCCGUCGCUUCAGCAUGAGGACCUGAGUUCAAUCCCCAGCACCGGGUACUAAGCAGGCAUGGUGGCGUGUGAUUGUAAUCCCAGCACUGGGAAAGUGGAGACAGGCAGACCCCAGGGCUAGUCAGCUAGCCUGGGUUAAAAACAGCAAGUCUCACGUCCCAGUGAGAACCCAUCUCCAGAAAAAGGGGUGGAUGGCUCCUGAGAAAGGACACCCAAAGUUGACCUCUGACUUCCACAAUACGUACACACACCUGCACAUUACAGUACAUGUGUGCGCACCCGUGUGCGUGCACACAAACACACACACACACACACAAUGUAUUUAAAAGGGGAAGAGCAUGGGCUAUGAGUGUGACUCAGUAAGACUGCUUGCUCUGCAAACAUGAGAACCUGAGUUCAAAUCCCACCUCCCAUGUGAAAGCCAGACACAGAUGGAUGUGUCUGUAGCCCCAACACUGAAGGAUGGAGAAAAGCAGAUCACAGGAGCUCACUGGCCAGCCAGCUGAGCUGAAGCAGCAAGCUUCCGGUUUGCUGAGAGACCCUGCCUCAAGGCAACAAGGCAGAGAGCCUUAGAGGGUCCUCAGGGGACAUCUGCCAACAGUCAAGCAAACCAGGCCCAGUCAGACAUUUCUUUGUCCAUCAACGCUUAUGUACCUGCUUCCUGUUUGUGGACGUGAUACAGGUGUUAAGAUAAACAUUCAUGCAAUAACCAGCCAGGAUUGAGCCCCUGGCCCUUGUCCAGGACUUUGUCCUUCCUGAUCCCCUGGAGUGGAUCACAUGAUUAAACUCAUUUCACAGGUAAGUGACUCACCUGGCUGUCUGGCUCCGAAAUCUGUCACCUCAAUACCAGGGCUUUUCUCCUCAGCAUGAAGGAUCUUCUCAGCCAGAUGACUGGCAGGGUUGUCAUGGACUACCUCCCUGGCCCCUCUGCUGGAAGCUAGAACUCCCCAACAUAUCAGUCAAAACUACCUCAGACAUGGCCGAAUGUCCCAUGUGGAUUAAGUCCACGCCACUUGAGAGGAACUGGCCUGUGCCCAGCCAUCCUUCUCAGCUAAGCCAAUCUGAUAAAAGCUGGCUGGGCUAGGGAUGCCUGCCACUCUGGCAGAGUGCCUACCCAUCAUGCACCUGGGCUCAGUCUCCACCACCUCACACGUGAAACUAACCCAACGCCAGGACCACUCUGACCCUCAUGGACCCCAGUUAUCUCAGAGGCCCGCCUCCAAUCCCCACACCAAGAAGUCAGAGCCCCAGGCUGGUGAGAUGGCUCAGCAGGUAAAGGCACUUGUCAAGCUCGCUGUGGCCGAGUUCCUUCCCCAGAGCCCAUGUGAAAGUGCAUGGAGAGAACCAGCCCCACAAAGCUGUCCUCUGGCUUCCACACCCAUACACGCGCGCGCGCGUGCACACACAUCUGCCACACAGACACAGCCACUACCACACCCACAAUAAUAAUAGUCUUUUAUAUGUUACAUAUUAUUACAUAUAUUGGGGGAGCUAGAACGAUAGCUCGGUCUUAAGAGCACUGGUUUCUUUGGCAGAGGACCAAGAUUCGAUCCGCAACACCCACAUGACAAUUUACAGCCACCUGUAACUCCAUUUCCAGGGACCCCUACAUCCUCUUCUGGCCGCCUUAGGCACCUGCACACAUGUAAUACAUACAGACAAAUAGGUGCACACACACAUACACACAAACAAAAAUAUUCAGAACCCACAGUGGCAUUUUUAAAUAAAAUAAAAAUGCAUAUUCUUUUUUUUCAACCUGUCAAGGGUUUCAACCUGCGGCCUUUGGGGCCCAGACCAGGGAAGUGUCUUUAGAAUCCACAGUCAGAGAGGGACUCCGCUAAGACUCGGGGUUCACCAGGGGUCUCUCUUCCUUCUCCUCCCCAGGCCCAAGAGGGAUGUGAAGCCCCAAAAUGACCCUGUUACCGGGAGACAACUCGGAUUACGAUUACAGUGCCCUGAGCUGCACCUCAGACACCUCCUUGCACCCCGCCUUCUUCCCACAGCGCCAGGCCAUCAAAGGGGUCUUCUACCGCAGGGCCCAGCGGUUGCACCCGGAGGACGACCUGCACCAGGGCAGCUCACUGGGGGACCGCCGGCGCCAGAUCAUCAUCAAUGUGGGGGGCAUCAAAUACUCGCUGCCUUGGACCACGCUGGAUGAGUUCCCGCUGACGCGGCUGGGCCAGCUCAAAGCCUGCACCAACUUCGAUGACAUCCUGAGCGUGUGUGACGACUAUGAUGUGACCUGCAAUGAGUUCUUCUUCGACCGCAACCCUGGAGCCUUCGGCACCAUCCUCACCUUCCUGCGGGCUGGCAAGCUGCGGCUGCUGCGGGAGAUGUGCGCCCUGUCCUUCCAGGAGGAGCUGCUUUACUGGGGUAUCGCCGAGGACCACCUGGACGGCUGCUGCAAGCGCCGAUACCUGCAGAAAAUCGAGGAGUUCGCCGAGAUGAUGGAGCGCGAGGACGAGGAGGAGCCUCUGGACAGCGAGGACCAAGACACUGAGGGUCCGUCCACCGGUGAGGGCCGCCUGGGCCGCUGUAUGAGGAGGCUGCGGGACAUGGUGGAGAGGCCACACUCGGGGCUGCCUGGCAAGGUGUUUGCCUGCCUGUCCGUUCUGUUUGUCACCGUCACCGCCGUCAACCUGUCUGUUAGCACCCUGCCCAGCCUGCGGGAGGAAGAAGAACAGGGCCAGUGUUCCCAAAUGUGUCACAACGUCUUCAUCGUGGAGUCCGUGUGCGUCGGUUGGUUCUCCCUUGAGUUCCUGCUCCGCUUCAUCCAGGCGCCCAGCAAGUUCGCCUUCCUGCGGAGUCCACUGACCCUCAUCGACCUGGUGGCCAUCCUCCCGUACUAUGUCACACUGCUGGUGGAUGGCGCUGCCUCCAGCCGCCGCAAGCCAAGCACCGGGAACAGCUACCUGGACAAAGUUGGGCUGGUGCUGCGCGUGCUGCGGGCACUGCGCAUCCUCUAUGUGAUGCGCCUGGCCCGGCACUCCCUGGGGCUGCAGACGCUGGGGCUCACAGCCCGCCGCUGCACGCGCGAGUUCGGGCUUCUGCUGCUUUUCCUGUGUGUGGCCAUUGCCCUCUUUGCCCCACUGCUCUACGUCAUCGAGAACGAAAUGGCCGACAGCCCCGAAUUCACCAGCAUCCCUGCCUGCUACUGGUGGGCCGUCAUCACCAUGACGACCGUGGGCUACGGAGACAUGGUACCUAGGAGCACGCCUGGCCAGGUGGUGGCUCUGAGCAGCAUCCUCAGCGGGAUCCUGCUCAUGGCCUUCCCUGUCACCUCCAUCUUCCACACCUUCUCCCGCUCUUAUCUGGAGCUCAAGCAGGAACAAGAGAGGGUGCUGAUCCGCAGGGCCCAGUACCUCAUCAAAACCAAGUCGCAGCUCAGUGGCAUGUCCCAGGACAGUGACAUCUUGUUUGGAAGUGCCUCUUCAGACACCAGGGAUAACAACUGAGGCCAGAAGACAUCCCUGCCCUGCCUGCCAGCUGCGGCUCCGUGCAACCACCGUCACCAUUGAAGCCUGGAGAAGGACGUUUCCGAUUUCAAGGCCAGCCCUGGCCCGGGACUGACCUGAGUGAGCCACGCCACAAGAAGGAUAUGUGCCACAUCACCGAGAGUCACUGCCCUCCCUCAGAGCCCAGAAGCGAAAGGGAAGCGAACUGAGGCCAGCACCUCACCCACCCUAGCCUCACAUCUGUUUCCCACCCUCAGGAGCCAACUGGCUCCUUUCCACGUGUAAAGAACACAGGGGACUGUGUGGAGAGAAGUCCAGACAGCAGGCAGCCACACAUGACUGACUUUAACGCGUCCACUGAAGAGGGAAAAGCCCUCCCCUGGGGCUCUCGAGGAAGGAGCCGUGUCUCUAAGUGAAGCCAGCAGCGGGGUAGCAGAAGUGAAAGGGCCAUGUUGCUGGGGUCUCGGGGCUGGCGAGACCCCGGUGGGAUGGGAGCAAAGGGAACAGACAGACCUUUAGGGAGACCACCAUGGAUGCUGUGUCCAGCCUCCUGCUGCUCCGGACUCCCGAGCCUGUCCUUCAUCCUGCUUCCUGCUCACCUCCGCCCUGUCCUCUUUCACGCCUUGAGAGCCCCUUCCCAGAAUCCCCUCAUCCCAGUGGGGGACACCAUAAGCCGGUCAGCGCUACUGACUUUAAAGGUGAAGUCACCUCAUUGUAUGGCUUAAAUAAGUGAGAUUUUAGCCUACUCCAAUUUAAUAUUACAAAAACAAACAAACAAACAAACAAACAAAAAAAAAAAACAUUUUAUACCCCUUACCAGCUCCUCAGUCCAAACCCACAGUGGGCCAGUGCUUCCUGCAGAUGCAGCCCUGGGAAGUCUUGGGAGUGUGUGGAACCUCCUCUGUGCCCUAAAGGGAGCCACUCCCUGGUCUCAAAAGCAUAGUUUGUGCACCAAGACGGACCCCAGGCCAAGCUAGAAGACUCCAUCUCAGCUCACUGUGUCUGAGUCCUGGGUGCCUGGCACUAAGAGGAAGUCACACAUGCACAUGUACACACAUGCACGUGUACACACAUGCACUGUACACACAUGCACAUGCACACACAUGCACACACACUUGUCCCCAGCCUCACAGGUGCAACAGCUUCCCUAACUGCUUUAUCCCACAUCCCAGCUGCCUUCUCUCUGUUCAGCAACAGAAAUUGCACAUUGAGACACGUCUGGUUCUGACUGGGCUGUGCAGCUCAAAUCCCUGCCUGCUGCCACAGUCUCCAGCUUUUCCCACACCUCCACACCUGUCCAGACAGUCCACCGGCCCCUCCCACACCUCCACACCUGUCCAGACAAUCCACCGGCCCCUCCCACACCUCCACACCUGUCCAGACAAUCCACCGGCCCCUCCCACACCUCCACAACUGUCCAGACAGUCCUCCAGCCCCUCCCACACCUCCACAGCUGUCCAGACAGUCCACCGGCUCCUCCCACACCUCCACACCUGUCCAGACAGUCCUCCAGCCCCUCCCACACCUCCACACCUGUCCAGACAAUCCACUGGCCCCUCCCACACCUCCACACCUGUCCAGACAGUCCACUGGCUCCCCCGACCUCCACACCUGUCCAGACAGUCCACUGACCCCUCAAGCCUCCCUUCAGACACGCCAGCCCACCCCAUCUCAUCGCGGACCUUCACCCCUGCAGCGCCACCUGCUGGAAUGCCCUCCCUAAGGAACACUGCAUGGCUGACUCACUCCUUCCGCUGCCUCCCUGUCCUGAGCACCCACUCCUGCAGUUUCCCCAUCUUCUCCUUUCUCUGCUGGAUCUUUGCCGGGUGAAACUCACUUCUCGGCUCCUGCGCUCUGGUUCGUCUCCCACAGGACCAGCUCAGUCUAUCCUGUCAGGGACUCUAAAGCGGUUCCCUCCCUGCUGCCUCCCAGGACCUCGGGCAGGUUAGCACCUAAGAGGCGCUCAGAAAACACUUUUGAAAGGCAGAAUAAAGUGGAAACAGCAAAAAGAAACAGAGACGGAAAAUGUAUCCAUUGCAGCUUGGAUCUGAACUGUCCCUGCCUAUCUAGAGCCAUACCACCCCAAAUGUGCCUGAUCUCACGUGAAAUGUCACCCAGAAGCUCACAUGUCAAAGACUUGGUUCCCCAUGCAGAGGUGGGACCUCUGGUAAUGCAGUCACAAGGGCUCUGACCCCAUCAACGGAUCAACCCAUGAUAAAUCCACAGCUUUCGAAGCACGCUGGGAAGCGGUAGAAACUUAGAGAGGGUGGGGCCUGGUUGGAGGAAGUAGAUCAUCAGAGAUCUGCCCUUGAAGGGUGUGUUGCUCCAGAUAACUUCCUCUUGGUUUUCUCUCUGCUUCUGGCUCCAGUGAGGGGAGCAGCUGAGUACCACAACAUACCCUAGUGGGAUGCUGCACCUUGAAGUGGGCCAGAAACAAUGGAGACGAAUGACCAUGGACUGAGACCAGAAACCAAAGUAAACCUUCCCUCCUUCAA
Molecule: messenger RNA, 6274 nt
Organism: Peromyscus maniculatus bairdii (prairie deer mouse)
Lineage: Eukaryota; Metazoa; Chordata; Mammalia; Rodentia; Cricetidae
Source: RefSeq, a predicted model, not a curated record